Messenger RNA from Rattus rattus (black rat), 3859 nucleotides. It is a transcript of the gene Clca2, whose product is annotated as chloride channel accessory 2. Gene Ontology annotation, biological process: chloride transport. The record is from RefSeq and is a predicted model, not a curated record. Gene Ontology annotation, molecular function: intracellularly calcium-gated chloride channel activity. NCBI's taxonomy places the organism in Eukaryota, Metazoa, Chordata, Mammalia, Rodentia, Muridae.
AUGAUCCACGGGGGUCACACAGGACCUGUUGGUGGGCUGAAACUCGUGACUCUUCUGUUUGCCCUAAGUCCAGAACUUGUGUUCCUGGGAGCUGGAUUGAAGCUGAAAGAGAAUGGUUAUGAUGGAUUGCUUGUUGCAAUCAAUCCUCGGGUACCGGAGGACUUGAAGCUGAUCAGAAACAUUCAGGAGAUGAUCACCGAAGCUUCCUUUUACCUGUUCAAUGCGACCAAGAGAAGGGUGUUUUUCAGAAGUGUACAGAUUCUAAUACCUGCCACUUGGACAGCGCAUAAUUACAGCAGGGUUAAACAGGAAUCCUUUGACAAGGCAAAUGUUAUAGUGACAGAGCAGAAUGGGGUACCCGGGGAAGACCCGUAUACCCUACAACACAGAGGGUGUGGACAAGAAGGGAAAUACAUCCAUUUCACCCCCAACUUCCUACUCAACGAUGAGUUAGCAGCAGGAUAUGGCUCUCGAGGCCGAGUGUUUGUCCACGAGUGGGCCCAUCUCCGCUGGGGUGUGUUUGAUGAAUAUAACAGUGACAAGCCAUUCUACGUGAAUGGACGGAAUGAGAUUCAAGUCACCAGGUGUUCAUCUGACAUCACGGGUGUUUUUGUUUGUGAAAAGGGCCUUUGCCCCCAUGAAGACUGCAUCAUUAGCAAGCUUUUUAGGGAAGGAUGCACAUUCCUCUACAACAGCACCCAGAAUGCAACUGGAUCAAUAAUGUUCAUGCAGAGUUUACCUUCUGUGGUUGAAUUCUGUAACGAAAGCACCCACAAUCGAGAAGCCCCAAAUCUCCAGAACCGAGUGUGCAGCCUCAGAAGCACUUGGGAUGUGAUCACUGACUCCUCAGACCUGAACCACAGCCUCCCGGUGCUGGGGGCUGAGCUUCCAGCCCCUCCCACGUUCUCCCUCUUGCAGGCUGGUGACCGAGUGGUCUGCUUAGUGAUUGAUGUGUCCAGGAAGAUGGCAGAGGGAGACAGACUCCUCCGGCUACAGCAAGCAGCCGAACUGUUCUUGACGCAGGUCGUUGAAGCUCAUACUUUUGUGGGCAUUGUCACUUUUGACAGCAAAGGAGAAAUCCGAGCCCCGUUGCGACAAAUUAACAGCGACGAUGACCGGAAGUUGCUGGUUUCGUACCUGCCAACCACUGUGUCCACUGAAGCAGAGACCAACAUCUGUGCAGGGGUUAAGAAAGGCUUUGAGGUGGUUGAGAAGCAGAAUGGACGAGCGGAUGGCUCUGUCAUGAUAUUAGUGACCAGCGGAGCAGACGGACACAUCACCAACUGCCUGCUCACCGCAAUGAGCAGUGGGUCCACCAUCCAUUCCAUGGCCCUGGGCUCCUCUGCAGCCAGAAACCUGGGGGAAUUAUCGCAUGUCACAGGAGGUUUGGAGUUCUUCAUUCCAGAUCCAUUUACCUCUAGCCGAAUGACUGAAGCCUUCAGUGGAAUCUCUUCUGGGACAGGAGACAUUUUCCAGCAAAGCUUACAGCUUGAAAGCACGUGCGAGACCGUGCAACCCCAGCACCAACUGGCAAAUACUGUGACUGUGGACAGGGCUGUGGGCAAUGACACGUUUUUCCUAGUCAUGUGGCAGACCGGUGGUCCCCCUGAGAUUGUAUUAUUGGACCCUAGUGGAAGAAAAUACAACACUGGUGACUUUAUCAUCAAUCUGGCCUUUCGGACAGCCAGCCUUAAGAUUCCAGGAACUGCUAAGCAUGGGCACUGGACUUACACUCUGAACAAUACCCACCAUUCUCCUCAAGCUCUGAAAGUGACUGUGGCCUCCCGUGCCUCCAGUCUGGCCGUGUCCCCAGCCACCGUGGAAGCCUUUGUGGAAAGAGACAGCACCUAUUUUCCUCAGCCGGUGAUAAUUUAUGCGAACGUGAGGAAGGGUCUGUACCCCAUUCUCAAUGCCACUGUGAUGGCAACUGUUGAGCCUGAGGCUGGAGAUCCUGUUGUGCUGCAACUUUUGGAUGAAGGAGCAGGCGCCGAUGUUAUAAAAAAUGAUGGAAUUUACUCCAGGUAUUUUUUCUCCUUUGCUGUAAGUGGUAGAUAUAGCUUGACAGUGCAUGUCCGUCACUCUCCCAGCACAAGCACCCUAGCCCACUCUGUCCCAGGAAACCAUGCUAUGUAUGUACCAGGUUACAUAACCAACGAUAAUAUUCAAAUGAAUGCUCCCAAAAGAACAGGCCGCAGACCUGUGAAGGAGCGGUGGGACUUCAGUCGAGUAAGCUCUGGAGGCUCCUUCUCAGUGCUGGGAGUCCCAGACGGCCCCCACCCUGACGUGUUCCCACCAUGCAGAAUUACGGACCUGGCAGCCAUGAACGUAGAAGAGGAUGUGACCCUCUCUUGGACGGCACCUGGGGAAGACUUCGAUCAGGGGCAAACUACAAGCUAUGAAAUAAGAAUGAGCAAAAGUCUACAGCGUAUUCGGGAUGACUUUGACAAGGCCAUCUUGGUGAACUCAUCGGGGCUAAUUCCUCAGCAUGCUGGCACCAGGGAGACAUUUACAUUCUCACCCAAGCUUGUCACCCGACUUGAACAUGAACCUGAUGAAGAAGCACAAGAAACCUACAUAGUGUAUGUGGCCCUGAGAGCCAUGGAUAGAAGCUCCCUCCGGUCAGCUGUGUCCAACAUUGCCCUGGUAUCAAUGUCUCUCCCCCCAAACUCUGCUCCUGUAGUGAGCAGAGAUGAUAGGAUACUGAAAGGAGUUUUAACAAUAGUAGGUUUGAUAAUGAUUCUUUGCCUUCUUAUGGUUGUAUCACACUGUACUUUAAACAGGAAAAGGAGAGCAUCAAGGAAAGAGAAUGAAACAAAAUUUCUAUGAGUAGACAUAAUACCUUCCUUCUUAGAUAUGAUGACCAUAGCCUUUACAGCCACAAAAAUGCCAACAAAAUCAAAUUAGCCUUAACAUUGGGACUUUUACAUACCAGAUAGUUGCCUUCUCCCGCCUUCCUCCCCCCCAAAAAGCCUAACUUUUAAUACUCAUUUUAGGGAAAGGGUUAGAAAACAGUGUAAGGUUCUAAUGGAAAAAUAAUAAAAUAUAUUGCUCAAGGUAAUGGCUUGAAAGGCAAGGACAAAAUCAAAUGGGAAUCGGGAAAAGCUUGUUUUAUUGAAGUUGAGGUGAGGGUAAGUUCUGUGUACGGAAAAGGAUGUUGGGCCUGAGUCAGACAGUGUAACUACCGGUAUGAAGCGAAAGUAUUACAGUGAUGAAUUUCUCUCUCCGCUUAUCUGUGCAGAGCAGGGUGAGUGUUUAUAACUGACAACCAAGCUUCUUUAUAGACAAGGCCCCAUUACAGGGUUCUUUAUACCUUCUCCUUUGGUUAAACACACGGUGAUGAUCCACAAGCCACCACUAAUGCUCAGGCAGGUCUUUUCUCACCGUGAGAGGAGACCUUAGUGCGUGUUAUCCCUGCUCCUCGGAUUCUGAUCUACAACAGAGGUCACCUGAGUUUAUUGUUUGUCAGAUUUCAGUGCCACUGAAGCAGCUUCCUAAGUUAUUGCCUUGGAAGUAACUGAGAAAAAAUGGUCACCACUCCCAUGAGGCUUUAAGUAAAGGGUAAAAGACAUCAUUAUGAAAUAAUUUUAAUAUAUACACCAUGUAGUUUUAUUCUAUCACAAAGAAGUCAUGGAUGGAAAGGUGUUUAGAAGCAACUAGCAAAUUCUGUCCUGGUUAAAUAACAAUCUGCAAUCCUUGCUUCAUCGAGGACAGAGAGAAGACAGCAGAGAUAAUGUGGAAAUAAAAACCAUCUAAUGUUACAUCUUCCUUUUAAAAAUUGUUGAAUAUUAAUAUGUCAUUUCUAAAUUCAAGAACUUAAAAAUUUAUUGAAUAAAUAUGUUGCAGAUGAAGGCUUGGUUUU